Messenger RNA from Eremomyces bilateralis CBS 781.70, 2470 nucleotides. RefSeq lists its product as uncharacterized. The record is from RefSeq and is a predicted model, not a curated record. Gene Ontology annotation, biological process: regulation of DNA-templated transcription. The transcript is spliced from 3 exons. Gene Ontology annotation, molecular function: DNA-binding transcription factor activity, RNA polymerase II-specific; zinc ion binding. Lineage: Eukaryota; Fungi; Ascomycota; Dothideomycetes; Eremomycetales; Eremomycetaceae. Bases 14 to 2161 code for a protein of 715 amino acids.
CUCCGAGCCUCGAAUGGACUACUAUGGCGUUUGGCUAGACGAAACCAUAAGCCCUUUUGGGCCGAGUCCUUCCUUAACCGCAAUAUCCGAUGGUGGUACAGGACUGAACGAUGGAGACAUGCCUCUUGAGGCCCUGUUCGAGUACAGCCUCGAUCCCAACGACGGGGGAAACUUCACAGGCGAUGGCCCACUCAUGUAUCGCAAUGAGACCCCUCCCGAAUCCAUUGCCGGGUCCUUUUUCUCGCAGGAUCUGGAGUUUCCCCGUCUUGACACGGCGGCCCAUUCGAAACCGAUUGACAUCCCCAUGUCAGCACCUAACGGGCAGAUCAUGGUGCCCAAACACUGGGGGUCGGCAAAGGUGGACGCGGAGCUUCAGAAGUUCCCGACUUGGGAUCCGGAAUAUCAACCAGGGGAAAACUUCUUCGACCAGGAGACGGAACUAGACAACUUGUCGGUAGUAGAACGACCGGCUACCGAUUCUGUGAAUGUACAAUUUCAGUACGCACAAGAGCAGUUCGACAUUCCACAAUCGGCCCAUCUUUCGGGCAACUUCAGUUUGUUGACGAGCUUGUUCCAGCACGGCCAGCCGAUUCCGAUAGCACCGCCCAAGGCGGCUCCGGCACCGCCCGUCUUGAACACACUACCCAAGCCUGUCAACUUGCUCGCUCGGAAGGGCAGUGAGAAGGGAAAGUACGCCGAGAAAUCAAGGGUGACCAAACAGAGGUCCCGAGCAAGCAGCUUCAACGGUUCCAACGGCAACAAUGUUACAAGCAACAACUUCAUGUUGUAUGGGCAUAUGGAAGGCAGUGAGCACCUCCGGUUUAUUGAGGGCUCCAAUAUGAAGAAACCCAAGGGCCGAAAGAAUGCGUUGACCCCCGAUCAGCGCCGUGAUGCUGCCCUGGUACGUGAAAUGGGAGCCUGCCAGUCAUGCAAAGACAGAAAAUGCAAGUGCGACCAAACCGUUCCUUGUCAAGCCUGCAUACGCCAUUACAAGACGCAGCUGAUCUAUAAACCAUGCCGUGGGUUUAUGUUGAACAGCCUUGUGGCCACCUUGAUCUGCGCCGAGACAUUCCCAACAAGUCGGUCGUUGGAUCGAUUCCUUGGGAAAGACCAAUACUGGGUCUGCAAAGAACAACAGCGUAUGCGGUUCAGUUUCGGGUUCGGUGAAUCCUUCACACGCAACGUCAGAAUCGUGGUACCACGCAAUCGGAGCCAGCUCAACCAUGAGCACGUGGUCUAUCCAUGGCCGCCGAAGAAGGAUGGCACGGCGACGAAGACGCACGUCAAUCACAAGGUCCUUCCAGUCGUCCUCGCGAGGACGGAUGACCUUUUUGAAAUGCUCGAUCGGUACUUGGAGAGGCUCGUGGAGGACCCGGAGAACUUCCGGAGCUUCCCCGUGUAUGCCUCGCAACUCGGCGUCCUUCGGCAGAUUUAUAUGUUCAAGCGACGGUCCCAGAGGCCCGAAGCCGAUAUGCUCAAGCAAGCCCUCAAGGCGCUCGUCCUGGUCCACACUGCUGGCAACAUCAAAGUGGAUGUUGAAGACCCAGGGGUCAAGCCGAUCAUGGCGAUGCAUAGGGUCACAGAUACCACACGUGUCAUGCCAUGCUUUGUCCGGGGUCAGCUCGGCGUGGUCAUGCCUCAGCUUGCAAAGCGCUUGAUGGAUACCACGCUCAAGAAAAUGGAGCCGCAUCUCUACAGCCGGGACUGCGAGGAAUGGCCCCUUGUUCUUGCAACGUUCAUGGUGCUUCUGAUGACAAUCGAGAGCAUUCAGUACCAUGCGGCUAAGGAAGCGUACCACGCGCUCUUUGAUCGCAUUUCCGCCGAUCCCGGGGCCCCAGCCUUCAGUGCGCAUACUGGACCGCACAGCAGCAAGAUCGAUGACAAAACCGCGGUCUGCCUUUUGGAGCAAUACAGCAAAUGCUUCCAAAAGUGCCACAAGAAGCUGACCAUGACCGCACCGAAGACCCUGGCUUCUCCGUCUUCAGUCGGAUCCAGAGCUGACCAAGAAGCAUGUGAUCGGUUCAUUGACGACCUGCGAAGCACGAUUGAGCGGUGCAACCCGUACCUAGAGCAACGCUGUGAGUUGAAGGUGGACAGGGCCGACAAUAUGUCCUUUUUCUUUGAUCGUUUGGUGGCGAAGCUGUUGCUUCUCAAGUUCUAAAGGCUGAAGACUCUGAGCGGGCUGGGCGGUUGUAUUUUGGACUUUUCCUGGCGCCGGCAGCUCCUUUGUUUCUACGGAAUGUAUAACACGGGCUUUUUCUCGAGGUAGUUGUGGGUUUGCUAUAAGUCAUUGUGUAUUAUCAGGUAGUGUUUGAGUAUGGGGUAUUUGCGUUGACAGUCUGAUGGCCUCGACGAAUUGCGGUUUUAAGCACGGCGUUGGGGAAUAAUUUCGGUCGUGCUUAGUUUCUUUGGCUGUACAUAUUAGCUUGAGCUGCCAUAUAUCAAUAUCCAAUUAUCGGUUCCGUCUUCU